AUGGGCGAUAAACGGAAACGGAGCCAGCUCCCAGCUGAAGAUGACGCGGUUGAAGUUACGGAGGUGAGGCAGAAGAAAUCCAAAAAUAGCGAUAAGGAGAGGAAAAUAGAUAAAUCGAAGGAGAGGAAAGAAAAGAGGGAAAGGAGGAAAAAGAAGGAAAAGGAGAAGAAGGAGAAGGAAAAGGAUCAGGACAACGAGGUUCGGGAUGAUGUAGAAGUUAACGGAAAUUACCCGGAUGUUGAGAUGAAAUUGGCAAACGGUGCUGCGGAAGACGAUGUGGAGAAAAAGGUGAAGGAGAACAAAGCAAAGGAUGGCGGCGAAGCAGCAGAAGAGGAAAGAGAUAAGAAGAGAAAGGAGAAGAAGAAGAAUAAAAAAGGCAUAAAGGACAAGCAAAAAGUGGAGGGGGGCCGCGAGGAGAAAGAGGAGCAUGAAAAUUCGGCAGAACAAUUAGGGAGCCAACAGGAGCAAAAGGAGCAAAAGAAGGAAAGGAAGCGGAAUAAAGAUAAAAAUAAGAAAGAUAAAACGGGAACAGCACUUAUCAACAGGCAUGGGGAAAUUACCGAAGAAACGCCUGUGGUUGAAACCGAUGUUGCUGCGGAGAAUGGCGUUGAUGAAAAUAUCGACGGUGCCAACGGACAUGACGGAGAAAAGAAAAACCUGAGAUUGAUCGCAUUCAUCGGUAAUUUGCCUUUCCAUACAAGCCUAGAAGCCGUGCAAAAACACUUCGCAAAAAUCGAACCCAACGAUAUUCGGCUCCCUAGCGAAAAGGGUGGGAAGAAGGGCCGUGGCUUUGCGUUCAUCGAAUUCGACCGUUAUGAUCGCAUGAAGACGUGUUUAAAGCUGUACCACCACUCUUUAUUCGACGAUGGCGAGAACCCUUCCAGGAAAAUCAACGUUGAGUUAACUGCUGGUGGAGGUGGCUCGAAAUCCAAAACUCGUAAAGCGCGAAUCGUUGAGAAGAAUACGAAGCUCUCCGAGCAACGUUCUCGCGCUGCGAAGGAAGCUCGGAAACAGAAAAAGAACUCCAAUAUUACUCAGCCGGGUGGCGAUUCAGAAGCUGUGCCAGUUAAAAACGAUAUGGACGAUGUGCAUCCUAGUCGGAGGAAAUGGGUUCCUGGUUCUUGA
Molecule: messenger RNA, 1125 nt
Organism: Histoplasma mississippiense
Lineage: Eukaryota; Fungi; Ascomycota; Eurotiomycetes; Onygenales; Ajellomycetaceae
Exons: 3
Coding region: 1-1125 (374 amino acids)
Molecular function (GO): RNA binding
Source: RefSeq, a predicted model, not a curated record